Messenger RNA from Chionomys nivalis (European snow vole), 942 nucleotides. RefSeq names its product citrate synthase, mitochondrial-like. The coding region runs from base 1 to 942 and encodes 313 amino acids. The transcript has a single exon. Gene Ontology annotation, biological process: carbohydrate metabolic process; tricarboxylic acid cycle. NCBI's taxonomy places the organism in Eukaryota, Metazoa, Chordata, Mammalia, Rodentia, Cricetidae. Gene Ontology annotation, cellular component: mitochondrial matrix. The record is from RefSeq and is a predicted model, not a curated record.
AUGCUGGACAACUUUCCUACUAACCUGCACCCCAUGUCUCAGCUCAGUGCAGCCAUCACAGCCCUCAACAGUGAAAGUAACUUUGCCCGUGCCUACGCAGAGGGAAUCAAUCAAACCAAGUACUGGGAGUUGAUUUAUGAAGAUUGUAUGGACCUGAUUGCGAAGCUACCCUGUGUGGCAGCAAAGAUCUACCGGAAUCUUUAUCGGGAAGGCAGCAGCAUUGGGGCCAUUGACUCUAAGCUGGACUGGUCCCACAAUUUUACCAAUAUGUUAGGCUAUACUGAUGCACAGUUCACCGAGCUUAUGCGUUUGUACCUCACCAUCCACAGUGACCAUGAGGGUGGUAAUGUAAGUGCCCACACAAGCCACCUGGUGGGCAGUGCCCUUUCAGACCUCUACCUGGCCUUUGCAGCAGCCAUGAAUGGGCUGGCAGGGCCUCUCAUUGGACUAGCCAAUCAGGAAGUGCUUGUCUGGCUAACACAGCUACAGAAGGAAGUUGGCAAAGACGUGUCAGAUGAGAAGUUACGAGACUACAUCUGGAAUACACUCAACUCAGGACGGGUUGUCCCAGGAUAUGGUCAUGCAGUGCUAAGGAAGACUGACCCACGGUAUUCCUGCCAGAGAGAGUUUGCUCUGAAACAUCUGCCUAACGACCCUCUGUUUAAGCUGGUUGCUCAGCUGUACAAGAUUGUGCCCAAUAUCCUCUUAGAGCAAGGGAAGGCCAAGAAUCCUUGGCCCAACGUAGAUGCUCACAGUGGGGUGCUGCUCCAGUACUAUGGCAUGAAGGAGAUGUAUUACUACACGGUCCUGUUCGGAGUGUCGAGGGCACUGGGUGUGCUGGCACAGCUCAUCUGGAGCAGAGCCCUAGGCUUCCCUCUAGAGAGGCCCAAGUCCAUGAGCACGGACGGUCUGAUGAAGUUUGUGGACUCUAAGUCAGGGUAA